AUGAAUUGCCUAGGUCUCAGAAACGCUGGGUUAAGUGGUAUAAACAGAUUUUUUAAGAGAUCUCUUAGUGCACAAUAUUCUCAUGCAUUGAUUGGGGGUGGUGUAGUUGGGUUGGCGAUUGCAGCAGAGUUAAGCAAGGUGAAAUCUAAUCGAGUAAUACUGCUCGAAAAAAAUGAUAGGAUUGGUAUGGAUGUAUCUAGCCACAAUAGUGAAGUUAUUCAUGCCGGAUUGUAUUAUCCACCAGAUUCCUUAAAGAGCAAGCUGUGCAUACAGGGUAAAAAAAUCAUAUACAAUGAGUUGGAUCCUGUGAAGACUGGAGUGAAUUGGAUCAAUUGUGGGAAAUGGAUUGUUGCACAAACGGAUUACGAAGACGCUGUCUUAGAGGGCCUCUAUUAUAAGUGCAAGAACGAAUUGGGAGUGGACGUGGAGAUGAUGACGUCUUUAGAGGCAAUGAAGAAGGAAAAAUUCAUUCAAGUGCAGAGAUCUGUACUCAAUUCUCCAACUACAGGUAUUAUCGAUUCGCAUUCGUUGAUGGAAUACCUCCUAGCGAUCAUUGAAGCCAACGAUGGUGAAGUAAUUUAUGGUUCCGAGGUGGUAAAUUUACAGUACGAAGCUGGUUGUGGGUACACUGUCACCGUAAAAGAUCAUUUUAGUGACAGCCAGGAGCUGACAGACGUUAGUACAGAAAAUCUGGUUAAUGCAGCUGGUCUUUACGCUGACAGAAUAAGCAAAAUGCUUUUGCCGCCAGAGAGACAUCUUAAACAGUACUAUGCCAAGGGAAACUACUUCAAAUUAACUUCAGCUGGGUUCCCCGGUGUGCGCAGAUUGAUCUAUCCAGUUCCACCUAAGAAUGGUAAAUCGCUGGGAACGCAUCUUACCAUUGACAUGGAUUACCAAAUGAAAUUUGGGCCAGAUUUGGAAUAUGUGGAUUCGCCAACAGACUAUGCUGCUAAUGGCGCUAGUAUCCCAACAGCUUUUAAAGCUAUUAGCAGAUACUAUCCAUAUAUUGGACCCGACGACUUAGAAGUCGUUGGCAGCGGUAUAAGACCCAAAUUGGCCGCCCCUGGUGAUGGCGAAUUUAAAGAUUUUUACAUUAAACAAGAAGAGGGAUUUCCUGGAUUUGUCAACCUCCUGGGAAUAGAAUCUCCUGGUCUCACUUCAAGUGUAGCUAUCGGUAGAUAUGUGAAAGACAUUUAUCACACAUGA
Zygosaccharomyces rouxii is the source of this 1206-nucleotide messenger RNA. Its product is annotated as NAD(P)/FAD-dependent oxidoreductase. The coding region runs from base 1 to 1206 and encodes 401 amino acids. Gene Ontology annotation, molecular function: (S)-2-hydroxyglutarate dehydrogenase activity; (S)-2-hydroxy-acid oxidase activity. The transcript has a single exon. The record is from RefSeq and is a predicted model, not a curated record. NCBI's taxonomy places the organism in Eukaryota, Fungi, Ascomycota, Saccharomycetes, Saccharomycetales, Saccharomycetaceae. Gene Ontology annotation, cellular component: mitochondrion.